AUGGAAGAGGGCCCCUAUGUAUUACUGUACCCAGAUGGUUCAGAGGUGAAAAACAUUCCAGGAACAAACACCCCUUUCAAACUACACCUGUACAAAGAAGCAAUUGGAAAGGCUUAUCAAAGAAUAACACUGUUUAUAAGCACAUUUCAAGACUUUUUAGCCAAUGACUGCUCUGGGGAUUCUUCUAGCGAAGACAGUGAAGUGCAAGUAAAGUCUACCUCUCACAGUCCGCAUUAUGAGAGUGACACUUUGAUAUGGGAUGUUCCAGAUGAAGCAAGCACACCAAAUGCAGGAAGCACAUCAAACAGACCCCCUGAUCUCUCUCUGCCUUUUUUGGACCAAGAAGCAGGAAAAAAAGGAACAAAUAUCCAAGAGAACAGACAUGGCCAACAAAAGUGCUACACCAAUUACACGCGUCUCUAUGCCCCAAUAAUAAUCGAAAGUGACUCGGAAGUGUCCGAUGAUAGCAGACAACAUGUUCAAGAAGAAAGGACACGGAGAAUCUUUGAUGGUCCAGCAAAUAGGAGAUUUCUCACCUUUAACAGUGCAGCUGCCAGAGAAGAUGAAUACUUUCUUGCGGGGCAGAUGAUUGCAGUUUCUAUUGUUCACGGUGGUCCAGGUCCUCGCUUCCUCUCAGAUAUGCUAUACAAUCACCUCACUGGAAGGACUGACAUUAAUGGAACAGUUGAAGAUAUAACAGAUGAGACCAUGAAGGCAGCUUUACUUGAGAUAUCUAGUGCAGCAUCUUUGGAUGAAUUACACAUGCUUAUGGAUAAGUAUGCCAGCUUGCUGCAGACUGCUGGAUGUUUUGAUUACCCACAAAGUGUAGAAGGCAAAGAAAACAUUGUUAAGGAUUUCAUACAGUGGUACAUAAUUUACAGAAACCAAUACUCCGUACAAAGAUUUACACCUGGAACAACAUCCAAGUGUAUUCAGACCCUACAUGUGCUACAAUGUUGAGAAACUAACACCUGAAUCACUGGAGGCUGUCUUCAAGGCUCAGCUCAGUGAAGUUGGUAGCACCAGACAACACGAAGAAACAAGGAUUCUAGGAUACUGGAGAGACUAUCUGCUUGACACUGGAGAACAAGAAACUGGAAUCUCCCUCCAGGACAUCCUGAUGUUUGCUACAGGACUGGAUUCACUGCCUCCUUCAACAAUUGAGCCUCAGCCCCAACUGACUUUUGAGAGGACUUCUAAAUUUCCCAUUGCCAGCACAUGUGCCAAUACAAUCAAAUUGCCAAUGUCCAAAAGCUAUGAAGAGUUCAAAAAUGCAAUGGACUUUGGUAUCCAAAACUCACCUGAGUUCAGCCAAAAAUGAAACUUCUGUCAGUAAUUACUCGCCCUCAUGUUGUUCCAACCCCGUAAGACUUUCGUUCAUCUUCGGAACACAAAUUAAGAUAUUUUUGAUUACAUCUGAGAGCUGGAUCACUCCUCCAUAGGCUUCUAAGGGAUUGAAACUUAAG
Messenger RNA from Xyrauchen texanus (razorback sucker), 1466 nucleotides. Its product is annotated as G2/M phase-specific E3 ubiquitin-protein ligase-like. Bases 1 to 960 code for a protein of 319 amino acids. The transcript has 11 exons. The record is from RefSeq and is a predicted model, not a curated record. NCBI's taxonomy places the organism in Eukaryota, Metazoa, Chordata, Actinopteri, Cypriniformes, Catostomidae. Gene Ontology annotation, molecular function: ubiquitin-protein transferase activity.